Messenger RNA from Paramecium primaurelia, 1336 nucleotides. The record is from the annotation of a GenBank genome assembly. Lineage: Eukaryota; Ciliophora; Oligohymenophorea; Peniculida; Parameciidae.
AUGAAUAUUGAAUAGAUUGUUGAAGAUUAAUAAAUAAAAAUGAAUGAAUGUCUUGAAAUUGUUUAAUAAUAAUUAGAUGUAUUAAUAAUAUUUUUAUAAUUAGAUUGGUUUUAAUAAAAUUGAUGAAUUACUUGAUUAAAUUCCUCUUUUUAAUAGUUCAAUUAAUAUUAAAAGUACAAUUAAUUUAGAAAUACCAAUUAUUUAAAUAUCAUUAGAUUCUUUAAAAACAUUACCUAAUCAAAUAAUUUAAGAAAUCAAACCUAUUAUUAAUUAAACUAUUAAUAAAUAAAUUAAAUAAAAACAAUAACAUUUAAGUUAAUAAUUAUAUUAAUUAGAAAAUUAAUAACAAUCAAAUCAAAUUAUAAAUAAUAAUCCAUUUUAAUAUAAACUUAUAUCAAAUAAUUCAAUAAAAUAGGAAGAUCAAUGGUGUAAUGCAAUAGCUUUUAAUAAAGAUAAUUCUAUUGUAUUAGCAGCAUGUGAAAAUGAUAUUACAGUAUUUGAAUUCAAAUAAGAAUAGUUGAAACAAACUCAACUUUUAAAAGAACAUAAGAAUAGGAUUUCAACUUUAAAUUUCAUGAAAAAAUCAAAUCAAUUUAUAUCUGGUAGUUGGGAUUAUUAGAUUAUAAUUUGGUAAAUGAAUUAAAAUAAUUAAUGGAUUUCCUAAUAAAUAUUAAAUGAACAUAAAGAUUAAAUUAAUUGUUUAUUAUUGAACAAUAAUGAAGAUAUUAUAAUAUCAGGAAGUGAUGAUAAGACAAUUAAAUUUUGGAUAAAGUAGGAUAAAUGGAUAUGUUCAUAAACUAUUACAGAUCAUACAAAUGAUGUAAAUGGAUUAAGUAUGAAUGAGUAAUAGAAUAAAGUGAUAUCAUGUGGAUAUGAUUGUUAAAUAUUAAUAAUAGAAUAAUCAUAAUAGAAUAAAAACUGGAAUGUAAUAUAAAAGAUAAAAGUUUAAGAUUAUGGUUAUAGAAUAUGCUUUAUCAAUGAGAAUUUAUUUACAUUUUAACCUUAUUGUAAAGAGUAGAUGCAUAUUUAUGAAAUGAAUAAUAUUAAUAAAUAGUACUCAAAAACAAAAGAAAUUGAUGUUAAAUGUGGUUAUAAUCAAUGUUAUUAUUAUUUCCCUUAAUAAUAUAUAAAAUAGAAAUGCUUGCUUGUGAAUAAGAAUGGUUUCAAUGUUAAUUUGAUAAGGAUGAAUCAAAAUGGUGAUUUAAUAUUACAAUAAUCUAUUGAUUAUGGAGAUGAAUAUAUUUAUGGAUAAAUGAGUGAAGAUGGGCAGUAUUUUAUAAGUUGGGAUUGUAAGUCAUAUGAAAUAUAAAUUAGAAAAUAUCAUUAAGAAUAAUGA